AGUCCUCUAAAUUGUUCACCGAAACCCGUCACGCUUUCUCUUUUAAUCGAGUCGGCAUCCUGAAAUGUAACAGAAUCUCAAACUUAUUAACUUUUAACUGGGUUAUUGCAUGUGUUUGUAAAGUAUGUCAGAGAAUAAGAAGACAGUUGUCAACAGAAAAGAACGCAGGAAAUCAUGGUGGAGUGAGCAGAGGAAGAAGGACAAGAAAAGAGAAGGUUUAAGAAAGAGCACACUAACAGUUAGGCCAGCCCUCUAUACAGAAACCAAAAUAAUCACUCAAGAUGAUGAAAGUAAGCCAAGAUUAGUCAACCACAGAGCUAAAAAGAUCCCAAAGGUGCCAGUCAAUGGUGAAAAGAACAACAAAACCAAACUCGCCAAAACCAAACCAGCAUCGGAAGAAAGCCCAUCUCCUAGUCCGUCCAAACUUCUGCCUCAGAAAUAUGUCCUGUUUGUGGGGAAUCUCCCGUACACUAUCACCAAAGAACAGCUGGAGGAACACUUCAGAAAAACAGGUGGAGUGAAAGCAAUCAGGAUCCCAAAAGGAAAAGGCACAGGGAUGAGCAAAGGGUUUGCUUAUGUUGAACUCAAAGAUAGGAUUAGUCAUGGGAUUGCCUUAAGAUUGCACCACACAACACUAGCUGGCCGUAAAAUAAAUGUUGAGUUCACAUCUCAUGGUAAUGGGAAAAGUGAAGCAAGGAAAGAAAAACUCAAACUUAAAAACCUGAAGCUUGCAAAAAUGAAAGUGCCUGUCAAAGAUUCAUGAUCUCAUAUAAUCAACUCUUCACUCAUGUGUGCAUGAUAGAUUGAUGGGGCCUAUCAAGUUGAGUUUGUGAAAACAGAGGCCUUGGAUAAAGUUAGGGAAAAGAUAUUGGUGAUGAUUCUGAGAAGUGCAUUUUGUGAUUUUUUAAGGGCACAAUGUUUUUUUAAUUCCUUAGUUUAUUAGUGUACAUAAAGAUUGCUAGCACUAAAACAGUCAUUACUUUUUAAGUAUUGAAACUAAUAUCAAUUUUCCAUUUUAUGUGUGUAGCUGCUAUGUCAUGCGAAACUGUUACAUACUAUCUGUUUUAAAAAUAUUCAAUUUGAAGUCAAGUUAAUUGCUUUAAAAAUUGUGACACAUUUGUAAUCUUUAGGCAUCAGUACUAAUUGUUAUUUACUUAGUAUUAUUAAAGCAAUAGCAUUUCACCUGUUACGAGUUUGAUGUAGAUGUAUUUUUAAUAGUGAGGGAGAUAACUCAUAAUUACCCUGUAUUAUGAAAACCUUAUGUUGCAGUUUCUUGAAUUGAAAAUGGAGGUUUCAUUGAUAGUAGCUACCAUUUAAAGCUGGAAACAAUUGGCUAACUUCAGGCUUUUAUGAUUCAGUCUGGCAAAUGUUUCAGUAUUUUUAUUUUUAUGAUAUAAAUGCCAAAACAUCACCUUUGUACAGAGUGUAGAGGAACUGUAUCAAUGUUUGAUUUGCUUUUAGGAUUUAGUUGACUGUGCAGCUUAUUUAUGACAAACUGCUUAGGUUAGUGUAUGUGUGUGUGUGUGUGUGUGUGUGUGUGUGUGUGUGUGUACACUUGUUUUUAGAACCUGUUACAUGUGUUUCAUGUGUCUUGUUACUAUUGGAUGUUAAGGUUCAUAUGUUGAACAUUUGGUGCUUAAAUAAUUGUACUCGGUAAAAUGCAAGUUUGUUGGAGAUUGUGAAAGAUAUUUAUGAACAGGAGAAAGUCUGUGUGAACUUCUCUGGUUGCAUUUAGUCUCAAUACUUGUAUGCUGGAUCAUAUCACAUUUGCAUAUUCUGUUUCUGUGAAACUAUUAAAUACAUGAACACAAUUUUACAAAUAAGUUUUAGGGUACUUGUGUUAUGUUUUGUUUUAAUGUGCAUAUUUUGUCUGAAUGAGAAUCGUGUUUGAACUAGAAUGAAUUAGUGACAAUGUAAUAAAGGACAAGACUUGUGUAAGUGUUAGUAAUAUGAACAUUGUGAGAGUUACAGGUGUGUAAGUGUUAGUACUAUGAACAUUGUGAGAGUUACAGGUGUGCAAGUGUUAGUACUAUGAACAUUGUGAGAGUUACAGGUAAUAAGUAUUGGUAUGACCCAAAGAUCAAAGAUGAGGAUGUGUUGUUAGUCCACCUGUUGAGCUUUUCUGAUCAAAGUUUUUUCAUCAUCCGGCUGUUGUUAUAAACUUUUCAACUUCUUCUAAAGGACCAGACCUGGCACAACCCACUGUUAUGCAUGAUUAUGAGAUAAUUAAGUAAAGAUAAGUGGGGGAUAUUUAAGAUAUCAACAAAAAGCAUAAGGAUACCAUAUGUCAAAUUAAUAUGCAGUCUUUUUUAUAGUUUACAUUCAAUUUUAUAUAGACAUGACCCCAAGCAUUUUGGCUGGGCCACAAGAGGGGUUUUAACUUUUAUAUAGGAUCGUCUUUAAAAAAAAUUCUGUCUAUUUAAGAACCUCAGUGGUAAAAUAUGUGAAGUGUGCGAAAUGUAUGUAUUGUAGACUCAUUCCAUUGGCAAUUUUGAUUUAAGGUAACUCCAUACUCGCAGUUUUAUCUGAUACAAGUUUGAAAAAUAUAUUUAUUUCCAUUCAUUACAGUUAAAACUAACAAAUUAUUGAAUAAAAUACAUAGGUCAUCACACUUUUUAAGAUAUGAGACAUGCAUAAACAGAAUCAAAAUUGCAAUCUUCCUUAAACAGCGUUAUCAAAAUUUCAUACAAACAGGUUAUGACGAUAUAGUAGCAUUCAUAACAAUUUCAUGAAAGUAUCUUCACAAAAAUAUACAAAAUGUUUGAAAAAAAUGAAGGAAAUCUAUCUCGUGAUAGACUUGAUAAAGAAAUCAAUAGAAACAGAGUUAUUGCCCUUGGAUUCAAUAUUUUGAAAUGUAUAAUUGAUUAUUCAUCUAUAAUUUAGACUUUUAAAAUAGUUUAUUUUUAACAGGAUUUUUUACAAUAACUAUCAGAAAAGACUCCAACAAAAUUUAUGUUCCUAUCAUGCAUAAAUCUAAAUAAAUCAUUGAUAUUGCAAAAUCUGAUGACAUUACUUUAAAUAUAGAUGUUUUACAUGGGGAAAAUGCAACUACUCAGAUAAGCAAUGUGACCAAUAAUCCUCUUGUUAUUGGUCUGUCUGUCUGUUCACAUCAUAAAAUAAUCUGGGUCAUACAGUGAAGACUUUAUUUGUUGAAAUGAAAGUUCAGGUCAAGUCUGUUAUUCCAGGUCAAAGUAGUAUGUUGGUUAAAUUUGGCACCAUCAUCAGAUAUGUGGCUAUUAACAGGGGCAAAUUAUUUCACAAACACAUUCUCAUUUGAAUGUUAUUUUUCAUUCUUUGUUUAAGUACGGUUUCUUGAAAUGGUGAAUGUGUUUAGUUUUACAGUAGUAAUGAUUGUCUAGAUGUAUUGAAUUUGAAUGGUGAUGAAUUGUUUACAUUUACAUAUCUGAAAUAAUUGUGAAAAAAAAAUUGUAUUAAUUUAUUAUUAGAUUCCUAAUUAAAUGGUUUAAAGAGGUUCGCACCUGAGUUUUGUAGUAUUGACAAUUUCUUUGGAUGUGUAUUUUAAUUUCUACAUUGAAUAGGAAUUAUGACAUUAAAAGCAAAACUGGAA
Messenger RNA from Ostrea edulis (European flat oyster), 3568 nucleotides. RefSeq lists its product as uncharacterized. The record is from RefSeq and is a predicted model, not a curated record. Lineage: Eukaryota; Metazoa; Mollusca; Bivalvia; Ostreida; Ostreidae. The transcript is spliced from 5 exons. Gene Ontology annotation, molecular function: RNA binding. Bases 125 to 763 code for a protein of 212 amino acids.